Messenger RNA from Schistocerca gregaria, 906 nucleotides. Its product is annotated as EEF1A lysine methyltransferase 2-like. NCBI's taxonomy places the organism in Eukaryota, Metazoa, Arthropoda, Insecta, Orthoptera, Acrididae. Gene Ontology annotation, molecular function: protein-lysine N-methyltransferase activity. The transcript is spliced from 2 exons. Gene Ontology annotation, biological process: peptidyl-lysine dimethylation; peptidyl-lysine monomethylation. The coding region runs from base 1 to 819 and encodes 272 amino acids. Gene Ontology annotation, cellular component: cytoplasm. The record is from RefSeq and is a predicted model, not a curated record.
AUGGCCGAAGAAGACUGCAUCAUAGAUCCGGGACAGUCCCCUCUCGGAACGAAAGAAUACUGGGAUGAAUUCUACACUGCGGAACUAUUCGACUUUGAAGACGCGGACACUAGUGAAUGUUGGUUCGGAGAAGAGGUGAAUGAAAAGGUUUGUGAUUGGAUAGCGCUUGGAUGCGAUAGAGAGAACCCUACCAACACACAAACCUUUCCUGGUCUAAGCUUAGAGUCCAAAAUUCUAGAUAUUGGAUGUGGGAAUGCAAAAACCCUUAUUUACCUUGUUGAAAAACAUAGCUUUAAAACUUUGCAUGGUGUAGACUAUUCGAAAUUUGGUAUUGAGCUUGGGCAAAAAUUUUUACGGUCUAGAUUCAAACUGAGCGAAUGCCCUGUUUCUUUGUUCGUACUUGAUAUUGUGGAUCUGGCUGGCCUUUCCGAGAACACCUUGCUUAGUUCGAAUUACGACCUAAUUUUCGAUAAAGGGACAUUUGAUGCGAUAUGCUUGAACUGCGUGAAGGAUAUGCGAAUGCGCUACAUCUGCGCAGUGUGCUCGCUCAUGAAACCGGAGCAGAGCUAUUUGGUCAUCAACAGUUGUAAUUGGACCGAAAACGAGUUAGUCCAACUGGUGGAAUCAAUGUCUACUACUAAAAAUCGGAAGGCUUGCUGUGAAGAAUUGAAAAUCGAAUUAGUACAAAACAAAAAUUAUGCGCUCAAAAAAUUCAAAUGCUUGCCACACCCAGUAUUUGAAUUUAGAGGACAGACUGGUAGUGCACUAGUCACUGUAGCGUUCAAACUACAAAAAGAGGUUCAUUCACCCGAGUGUUAAAAGCGGGACCUGGCAAGACUAUAACAGAAACGCCAGCAGACAAACUAAGGGUUCGACAAUUGGCCAAAGACAGUAUAGCUCAUGUUG